CAUCUUCUUCACUAGUAAGCUACUUUUAAGAUAUCAUAAAAAGGAAAGAAAAAAAAUGAAGCUCUUGUUUCUAACUUUGCUGCUUUGUUCUCUUCUUCUAUGUUCUUCAGUUUUUGCACCAACAAUGGCUCAGCCUCGUUCACGUAACUUUUGUGAAGGGAAAUGCAAAGGGAGGUGCAAUAAAGCGGCGGUUUGGGAUCGGUGCUUCAAAUAUUGCGGCAUAUGUUGCGAGGAGUGUCAAUGUGUUCCGUCGGGUACUUAUGGGAACAAACACGAGUGUCCUUGCUACAGAGAUAAGGUGAAUAACAAGGGCAAACCCAAAUGCCCUUGAAAAUGAAAUAUAUUCGAGUUCGGGAUUUAAUCAAGCUUAAAGAUCGAGGACGAAGAGGCUAUAUAUAUAUAUGCAUGUUGAUGAUGAUGUUAUUAUAAAAAUAAACUUGUUUUGUUGCUGUUAUUUUCCUUUGGGUUUUUGUGUUGGUAGUGUUGAAUAAGAUUUCCCUUAUAUUUUCCCUCUCACCGCCGUGUCCACCGCCAUGCACACAUGUUUUGUUGUCUUUUGAUCAUGGGUGGUGGUGAUGAUGGUGAAAAUGGUGUCAUUCACAGGUGUCUGCAGGGUUGGUAAAAUGCAUUUAAAAAGUAGAAAAAUGUUGUAACCUUUUUCAACGAGGUUUAUGAGUAAUUUAAGAAUUUUGUUAGUCUUCAAA
Gossypium raimondii (Peruvian cotton) is the source of this 704-nucleotide messenger RNA. Its product is annotated as peamaclein. The record is from RefSeq and is a predicted model, not a curated record. Lineage: Eukaryota; Viridiplantae; Streptophyta; Magnoliopsida; Malvales; Malvaceae. Bases 56 to 331 code for a protein of 91 amino acids. The transcript is spliced from 2 exons.